AUGACAACACUUGAGUCAUCGUCUGCGGUGGACUCGAGCAUGGAGGACACCUCACAAACCCUGACGCAACCGCCAAACCACACCACCACCACCACCAAAACCAAAGCGAAAAACGACUACACGAACCGCUUCGACGGAGACGGGAAGAACGGAAACGAAGAAGACGACGGCGACGAAGAAUGCGACGCGGAGGUUUGGGAGACGCUGAGCAAGAGUUUCCGGGAGGUCCAAUCGGUUUUGGAUCAGAAUCGAGCUUUGAUUCAACAGGUUAAUGAGAAUCACCAGUCCAGAAUUCCUGAUAAUUUGGUGAAAAAUGUCGCCUUGAUUCGGGAGAUUAACGGUAAUGUUUCCAAGGUCAUGGGUCUCUAUUCGGAUCUUUCGGUAAAUUUCUCCACCAUAGUUCAUCAGCGACGCGAAAUCACGGGUUCCAAGGACAGCAGCAACAGUGACAGCAGCAACAAGGUGGACAGUAUGGAGUAG
Molecule: messenger RNA, 480 nt
Organism: Ilex paraguariensis (yerba mate)
Lineage: Eukaryota; Viridiplantae; Streptophyta; Magnoliopsida; Aquifoliales; Aquifoliaceae
Source: the annotation of a GenBank genome assembly